UAAGUUUCGCUAUAAAUUGGAGUCCUGACCAGAGUAAGGUAUCAUUGAUCACAGUGACUUCAGCAGCAACGCACCAACCAUCAACUCUACCAGCAUAAUGGCAUUCAAGUUUGUCGUCUUCGUCGCCUCUCUGGCCGUUGCCAGCGCUGGCUACCUGGAAGCUCCAGUGUCGUAUGCCGCUCCAGUUGCCGCUCACUACUCGCCAGCCUCAUCGGUGAGCUACAGCAGCCUGUCGCACGCCACUCCACUGGCCUAUGCCGCCCCAGUCGCCAAGACUGUUGCCUACUCUAGCCCAGCCGUCGGAGCUACCCACGAGAGCACCAUCCGCAGCCAUGAUGGUACCAUCUCGCACCACUCCAAGGCCGUCGACACUGCUUUCUCGAGCGUCCGCAAGUCCGACACCCGCAUCACCAACGAAGCUCCCAAGCUGGCUUAUACCGCCUAUGCCGCUCCAGCUGUCCAUACCACCUAUGCUCAUGCUGCCCCAGUUGCCGUCGCUAAGCAGAUCAGCUAUGCUGCCCCAGCUGUCCAUACCACCUACGCUCAUGCUGCCCCGGCUUACCAGACCUACGCCCAUGCUGCCCCAGCUAUCCAGACUUACGCCCAUGCUGCCCCAGCUAUCCAGACCUACUCCCACGCAGCUCCAGCCAUCCAGACCUACUCCCACGCUGCCCCAGUGGUUGCCGCCCACGCCACCAAGACCCUGACCUACUCGCCAGCCGUCGAGGUCGCCCAUGUCAGCUACGAUGGAGCCCAUGCCCAUUAUGCUUGGUAAACUGUUCUGCCCAAACACCACCAUGAUACAAUGAUCAAUCGUCAUUGUGUCUAUUUAUUAAAAUCCACCGUUGUUGUUUUGUUUUGACAGUACGCUCCGAUCAUCAUCUUGGAGUGUGUUUUUAAUAAAAUAGAUGCAAUCAAA
Ochlerotatus camptorhynchus is the source of this 919-nucleotide messenger RNA. RefSeq names its product larval/pupal cuticle protein H1C. The record is from RefSeq and is a predicted model, not a curated record. The transcript is spliced from 2 exons. The coding region runs from base 98 to 775 and encodes 225 amino acids. NCBI's taxonomy places the organism in Eukaryota, Metazoa, Arthropoda, Insecta, Diptera, Culicidae.